UUUUGUCUAAGUGCCAAAUGUACUUAAGAGAGGACUUUUCUAAAAUAAGAAACAAAAGUAAGAGUUGUUGCUCUGAAUUCAUUUGUAAAACAUUUCCUAUAACAUAAGUUACAAUGGAAAAUGGUAUUGUAUGAAACUUUAUAACAAACAGUUUUAUGUGCAGAACCUUUUAUCCUGGUUUAAGAUGGCUGAAUGAAGUGAAUUUUGGUAUUUCUUCAUUGGUGUUUUGAUCAUUUACAGUACAUAGAAUGGGUAAUACCAGCUCAGGUAAACGUGAAAGGGGCUAUUCACUUGAUCCAGAUGGGGCUCCAUCUUCACCUGGGAGAGAUGAGAAAGCAUUUGAAUUUGGAGCAAAUACAAACAAGAAAAAAUUCUUAUAUCAGUCAUCUCUUGAUGAUAGUGAUGAUUUUGGUUCAUUUAAAGAUAAAGUGGAAGGUGAUAUGCGGCCUCGUGCGUCUACUGUAACACCGGGUGCCUCCAUUGAUGAGACUGCACUACCCACCGUGUUUAAGUGGGAAGGAGGAGGCAAGGAUGUCUUUAUCAGUGGUACUUUCACCGAUUGGAAACCUAUACCUAUGGUUCGCAGUCAUGGCGACUUUGUUUUAAUUUUGGAGAUACCAGAAGGAGAUCACGAAUACAAAUUCCUAGUGGAUGGACAGUGGAAGCAUGAUCCCACUGAGCCAACAGCAGAUAAUGAGAUGGGUACCAAAAACAAUUACAUAACCAUAAAGAAAUCUGAUUUUGAAGUUUUUGAAGCUCUGGCCAUGGACAGUGUCAAGACAGGAAGUGGAUCACAAGGGGUUUGUGGAUCACCUCCUGGAGAAUAUUCACAGGAGAUACCACACCAGAAGCCUUAUGAGAAGACGGCGGGACCACCGAUUUUACCUCCUCAUUUAUUGCAAGUGAUUUUAAACAAGGAUGUUCCCGUUUCGUGUGAGCCCACUUUGCUUCCAGAGCCUAAUCACGUGAUGUUAAAUCAUCUAUAUGCUUUGUCAAUUAAGGUAAUAAAAAGUUUAGUGUAUAAAUUUGUAUAUGUUUUUUAUAAAAUUUAUCCAGCUAUGCAAGAAAUAUCAAUUAAAAUUUAGAAUUGAAUUUAGAAA
Molecule: messenger RNA, 1100 nt
Organism: Centruroides sculpturatus (bark scorpion)
Lineage: Eukaryota; Metazoa; Arthropoda; Arachnida; Scorpiones; Buthidae
Product: 5'-AMP-activated protein kinase subunit beta-1-like
Exons: 8
Coding region: 249-1085 (278 amino acids)
Biological process (GO): signal transduction
Cellular component (GO): nucleotide-activated protein kinase complex; cytoplasm; nucleus
Molecular function (GO): protein kinase binding
Source: RefSeq, a predicted model, not a curated record